Molecule: messenger RNA, 1044 nt
Organism: Debaryomyces hansenii CBS767
Lineage: Eukaryota; Fungi; Ascomycota; Pichiomycetes; Serinales; Debaryomycetaceae
Exons: 1
Coding region: 1-1044 (347 amino acids)
Biological process (GO): 3'-UTR-mediated mRNA stabilization
Cellular component (GO): cytoplasm; nucleus
Molecular function (GO): mRNA 3'-UTR AU-rich region binding
Source: RefSeq, a predicted model, not a curated record
AUGACUGAAUCUUUAUUUGAUACCAAAUUCACAUCUGAACCAUCUGCAGGCAAUACAGCAGGUAUUUCCUCGGAAGAGAGCCCUAUCAAUAACACAGGAGUAUCUCCAAGUACUAAUGGUAGCAAUGACAAUGCUAAUGGUGAAACAAACACAUUACCAUCGAUUAAUGAUAAUUCUAAUUCAUCAGCAUUGAUAAAUUAUAGGGUCUUAGUUUCGGCUAAAGAGUCUGGAUGCUUGAUUGGACAAAAUGGAGCAGUGAUUGACUCAAUUAGAGAAGAGACCAAUACGAAGGCUGGCAUUUCGAAGUUACAACCAGGUUCGCAUGAGAGAAUUCUUACCGUUAGUGGUACAUUGGACGAUUGCGCCAAAGCAUUGAGUUAUUUUGCACAGGCAUUAUGUAAUGCAAAUAUUGAAAACUUGGUCAGCUACAGCUAUUUUCCAUUGAAACAAUUGUCUCUGAAUCCAUGUGUCGAGGGCGAAACUACUAUUUUAAGAUUGUUGAUUCCAAAUGCUCAAAUGGGAACGUUGAUUGGUUCUAAGGGUGCCAGAAUCCAACAAAUCCAAGCGAAUUACAAUAUUUCCAUGAUUGCUUCGAAAUCCUUCUUACCGGGGUCAAACGAAAGAUUAGUCGAAUUACAAGGUACUGUCGACAACUUGUAUGACUCGUUGAGAAUUAUCUCCAGGUGUCUCAUCGAAGACUUCUCAUCUAUAGUAGGCACUAGUUAUUAUGUUCCAAAAGCAUCCAAUUAUGCAAGAAAUAAUAACCAAACUAACAAGAGAUUCAAUAACCAAAAUGCUGUUACUACUUCUAUUUCGUUUGCAAAUGAUAUGGUUGGUGCUUUAAUUGGCAAAAACGGGUCGAGAAUCCAAGGUGUACGUAAGGUUAGUGGUGCAACUAUCGGAAUUUCUGAUGAAGUUGAAGGUAAGCCUGAGCGUGUAUUCACUAUAUCGGGUACUGCUCAUGCUGUUGAAAAGGCAAAAAGUUUAUUGUAUCAUAAUUUAGAAAGAGAAGAGCAAAGAAGAGCUGAAUCUGAAUCUAAAUAA